Molecule: messenger RNA, 7006 nt
Organism: Oncorhynchus gorbuscha (pink salmon)
Lineage: Eukaryota; Metazoa; Chordata; Actinopteri; Salmoniformes; Salmonidae
Gene: eea1
Product: early endosome antigen 1
Exons: 29
Coding region: 118-4305 (1395 amino acids)
Biological process (GO): endocytosis
Cellular component (GO): early endosome
Molecular function (GO): metal ion binding; 1-phosphatidylinositol binding
Source: RefSeq, a predicted model, not a curated record
CAGCUGCUGUACCAAGCAGUGGGCUUGUCAUGGGUACCGAGUAACCAAGAACGGCGUAAACUUUUCAUUUGGAAGAUCGAUCGCAUUUCAUUUGACAGCCAAACACAAAUCGAUACCAUGCUUAGACGGAUACUUCAAAUGACUCCUGGGAAAGGAGGCUCUCAGAACUCUGAGUCAGACCAGCCCAGUGCAGACUUCAACAAUGACCAGACCUCUGAGGGGUUCAUCUGUCCCCAGUGCAUGAAGUCCCACAACUCAGCAGAGGAGCUAUUCAAGCACUAUGAGCUGUACCAUGAUUCAGGAGACCAGCCCUCACACAUGGGCCCUGGCCGUGAAGACCUUGUGCUUCUCCGGCAAGAGUUGCAAGAACUGCAGACUUCGCUCAAGGAGGAGAAAUGGUUCUCUGCGGAGUUGAAGAAGGAACUAGACAAAGUGCAAGGACACCUGAAGCAAGGUCCACAGAAUGAUGGCCAGACAGGAUUAGAGGAUUCUGCCAUGGCGAUUAAGCUGAACGAGGCGGAGACAGAGACGUUCAACAUCAAGCAGAUGAAAGACCUGUUUGAGCAGAAGGCUGCCCAGCUGGCCACAGAUAUUGUGGAUGUGAAGUCUCGUUAUGAUGAGGAGAAGAGCCUGAGGGAGGAUGCAGACCAGAGGCUGGUGAACCUGAGCCAGGAGCUGCAGAGAGAGAGGCAGGACAAGGACCGGCUCCACACUGAACUGCUGCAGCGGCCAGGAGUGGAGGACGUGGAGCUACUGCAGAAGGAGCUGAUUCAGGUGCAGACGUUGAUGGACAGGAUGACACGUGAGAGGGAGGAGGAGUCCGAACACCUCAAGAGCAAAUAUGAGCAGCUGCAGGCUGACCACACCAGCUCAGAGAUGACCAUCUCCCAGCUGAAGGCAGAGCUAGAGAAGGGACCUCAGGAGGCAGCUGUGUACACCCAGCAGAUUCACCAACUCCAGAGCUCUCUGAACAACCUGCAGCAACAGAGCCAGAUGCUUUCAGAGAAGCUGCUGCGCAGGGAGAAGGAGUUUCAGGAGCUGGAGGAAGGCCUGAGGACCGAGCAGGUCUCCAAGAAGACAGCCCAGGCCAGCCUGCACCAGAGGGAGCUGGAGGUGCAAGAGCUCCAGGCCCGGGCAGUGAGUGCCGAGGCCAGCCUGCAGAGAGCCCAGGCAGAGCUGGGGGAGGAAGCCGGGAGGCUCCGAAGGGAGUUGGCUGAGCUAGAGGCCAAGCACAGGGAGGUGAAGACUGAGAGGAAGCAGCUGCAGCAGCAGAGGGAGGAGAGGGAGAGCCAAGGCCUGGCGCAGCAGGGUGAGAUCUGCCAGCUGCAUGCUAAGCUGCUGGAGGCGGAGCGGCAGCUGGGGGAGGUGCAGGGCCGUCUGAAGGAGCAGAGGCAGCUCUCUGGGGAGAAACUAAAGGACCGCGAGCAACAAGCCGCCGACCUGCAGAUCAAACUGUCCCGCUCAGAGGAACAGUUGAAGGAGAACAGCAGUAAGACAUUGGACCUGCAGCACCAGCUAGAGAAAGCUAAGCAGCAACACCAGGAGCUCCAGGGCCUGCAGCAGAACACCAACACCAAGCUCAGAGAGGCACAGAAUGACCUGGAGCAGGUGCUGCGUCAGAUCGGGGACAAGGACCAGAAGAUCCAGAACCUGGAGGCCCUGCUGCAGAAGACCAAGGACAGCGUGAGUCAGCUGGAGGCCGAGAGGGAGGACCUGGUGGCCAAGAUCCAGGCCGGGGAAGGAGAGACUGCUGUGCUCAACCAGCUUCAGGAGAAGAACCACACACUACAGACGCAGGUCACACACCUGACAGACAAGCUGAAGAACCAAUCGGAGAGCCACAAGCAGGCCCAGGACAACCUCCACAAGCAGGUGCAGGAGCAGAAGACCCUUCUGCGGGCGACACAGGACCAAGCCCAGGCUGUGGAGACCUCUAUAAAGGAAGUGAACACCCAGCUGACCGAGAGCAGGGAGAAGGUGGCCCAACUGGACACACAGUUGAAGGCUAAGACCGAGAUGCUGCUGUCGGCCGAGGCAGCCAAGGCAACCCAGAGAGUAGACCUGGAGAACCACCUGGAUACAGCCCAGCAUGCACUGCAGGACAAGCAGCAGGAGCUGAGUAAGAGCCUGGCGUGUGUGGAGGAGCAGGGCCGGAGGCUGCAGGCGAGACAGGAGCAGUGUGGCCAGCUGGAGGCCAGUCUGAAGGAGAUCAAAGACGAACUACUGAUCUCAGAACAGCGCUUAGAGCAGCUGGAGGUGCGGGCCAAGAAAGCGGAGGCGGAGGGGGUGGAGCUGCGUGCUGACAGGAAGCAGGCCCAGCAGGAAGUGCAGAAGCUCCAGAAGCAGGAGUCGGAGGUCAAGGGAAAGCUGAAGGAGCUGGGUUGCCUAUUGGAGACUGAGAAGUCUGGAGCUGCUGAGUUACAGGUGGAGCUGAAGAGAAAAACCUCCUCCCUGAGUGACACGCGACAGCAGCUGGAGCAAUGUGAGCAGGAGAAAACCUCCCUCCAGGCCAACUUGGACAAGCUAGCCCAGGAGGGGCAGGCGCAGCAGGCAGAGCUGGACAGGAAAGUCCAGGGCUUGGCCAGAGAGCUCCAGACGGCCCAGCAGGAGAAGGAGGCCCAGGGGAAAGAGCUGGUGGCGGUCAAGGAUGGCCUGGCUAAGGCCUCCAAAGCCAUGAAGGACAGCCAGAUCCAGCUGGACAAGGAGAGGAAGAGCAGCAAGGCAGUUCUGGAGGAGAAGGAGAAGUCCCAUGAGAAGGCCAGACGAGAGCUGCUGAAGGCCACAGAGGCCACCACCAAGGAGAUGGCAGAGGUCAAAGGGCAGCUGGAUAAGAUCAGAGAGGUAGAAAAGGGGCUGAAUAUGCAGCUGACUGCAUUAACAGAGCAACACACCAAGACCCAGGAGGCCCUGAAAGAGAAGGAGAAGGGGGUGCAGCAGCUCCAGGCACAGCUGACGACAGCCCAGGGGUCCUUCAGCCAGGAAAAGAAGAAGCUGGAAAGCCAAGUGACCGAGCUGCAAGGAUCACAUGCCAAGAAGGCUGAGGAGGAGGGUCAUCUGAGGCAACAGGUGUCAGGCCUCGGCCAGGAUUUGAUCUCUGAGAGGAUCAGGACCACUGCGCUUCAGGAGGUUCUAGAGCAGAGUCAGCAAGGCCUGGUCAAGCUGCAGUCUGACUACUAUGGCAAGGAGUCAGAGUUGUCAUCUCUCAGACAGGACCUCAAGGCGUCUGAGGAGAGGCUGACCCUGUCCCAGGAGGAGUUAUCUGCUAACCGGAUCCAGCUGACUGGUCUGGAGGGGCAGGUGCAGGCGGUAAAGGCUGCCAGGGCCUCCCUGGAGCAGGAGCUGGCUAAACGGGACCAGAAGCUUGGCCAGCAGGAGACGGCCCUCAAUGACUUGCAGAAACAACAGGGUAUGACGCAGGAGGAGCUGCAGAAGGAGAGGAGCAGAGCAGAGGAGCUGAGCCAGACUAAGGCUGCCCUGGAGAAGGACACAACCAGACUGGGCUCUGAGCUGAAGGCACUCGGGGAGAGGAGUGACAAGGAGUUGAUGGAGCUGCGGGAAGCCAAACAACUGUUGAUCCAGCAGAAGCUGGAGAUGCAGGGCCGGGUGGAAGAGGUGCAGGCAGCCCUGGAGCAGGAGAAGACCCUGCACCAGGCCACCAGAGACGGUGUUACCCAGAGAGAGGAGAAGCUACGGGCAGAGACCCAGGAGAUCCAGGCCCAGCUGGCAUCAGAGCGUAAUGCUCAUGAGGGGCAGGCGAAGCGGGGAGAGGAGGCGGAGGCGCGGCUGGGCCUGCAGGUGACGGCGCUCAACGAGAACGUGGCCACGCUGAAGAGGGAGUGGCAGGGGAGUCAGCGGCACUGCGGCGAGCUGGAGAAGCAGACGGAUGAACUGCGGGGCGAGAUCGCUGUGCUGGAGGCCACUGUGCAGAACAACCAGGACGAGAGGCGCGCGCUGCUGGAGAGGUGUGUGAAGGGUGAGGGGGAGAUGGAGAAACUGCAGGCCAAAGUAGUGGAGAUGAGGAGGAAACUGGAUGAUACGACAGCUGCCAUGCAGGAGCUGGGCAGAGAAAACCAGUCACUACAGAUAAAGCAGUCACAGUCUCUGACCAGGAAGUGGGCAGAGGACCACGAGGUACAGAACUGCAUGGACUGUGGGAAGGGCUUCUCUCUCGCCAUUAGGAAGCACCACUGCAGACACUGUGGCAACAUCUUCUGUGCAGAGUGCUCCGCCAAGAACGCCCUCAUACCCUCAUCCAAGAAGCCUGUGCGGGUUUGUGAAACAUGCUUCGAAGAUCUCCAGGCCUGACACCCCCCCCCCCCAGUAGCCCAGCAACAGCAUGUCUCAUGAUGUCCAUUUUUUAUGUGCAUUCAUCUGGACUGAGGAACCAACACCAGUCUGUCUCUCUGUGAACCCCAUUGGACCAUGUGAAGCAAACAUACCUACUGAGCUUUGGAGAGGAGUAACCUGGUGAUGGGAGUGCAGAAGAAGUGACCAGUCACUAUAGGUGCCGAUGGAGGUCACACAAGAUGGGAACAUAAUGAAAGAAGCACUGCAGACAUUUCUGAGCUAUGUGAUGGAAUAGGCCACAUCUGUAUAGUGCCUUUGCUGCUCCUGACCUGAAGUCGACAUGUCAGUCGGUCGGACAGAGUAUGGUAACAGGGAGAGCUCAACAGCACCAUCCAUUACUCCACACAUCUAGCUAGAACGGCGGCCAUCUUGGUUUGGCAUUGUUUUCAUCUUGAGCAUUAACAAGACAGUUGACUGUAAGUUGGGUCUUGAAGGGUUGUACCGACUAACGGGUUAAGUUAACGAAAGGAUAUAGUUACCUUGAAAGGUGGAAAGCAGUGGUUCUUUGUUUUAGAAGUAUCUUGUUCACGACCAAAGAAUGUCUAACUGGAGGAGUCCAACAGUCCUGAGAGAUGGCCAUGAUAUGAAGCUAAAUGGAAUGCCUGGAUUUUUCAUACCUUUUAUUUCUUUUCAAUUACUUUUUAAAUCUAGCUGAAAGCUUUGACUCAUAAGGUCAUACAUUUUUAUCAAGAAUUCAGACAUGCUUGAUAUACAUCAGAAUGUUUCAUUUUUUUUUCAAUGCUGCUCAUAUAUCUACAAAAUGGAAAUGACUUGUUUUUGUUUUUCACUGUCCACGUGGUUGGUUGCAUGUGCUUUUUCUGUCGCCUGUAUCCCAUUCAACAUCAUGACUACUGCAGGGGCUGUGUGUGCUCUGCUUUGAAGCAGCAGCAAUAACUGUCCACGUGUAUCUGGUGUGUGUGUGUGUAUGUGGUGCUUUAGGAAUGAAUGUGUAUCAGUAUGUGUAGGGGCUGCAGUGUUGUCAGUCUGCAUGGUGACUGUUUAAACCUUCUCUUUAAGACACUUUUGUACAUGUCAAUGUUGAUUUACACUAAUUGCUAACUCUUUACAACCCGUCAAAAACAGCACUGAUAACACUUUUAAAAAAUCUGGUCCUCAUUCAAGUAUUUUUUUGGUGAUUCUCAUGAAACUAGUCAUCUGUAGCAAAUAUCAACUAUCAUUCUGAAGACAAAGUCCAGUUUUUGGCAGUCUUAUUUGAAAUAGUUUUCACCCCAAAUUCUCAUUACCGAAAUGCAUCUGUAUUCAAUUCUGAGGUAAUUUUAUACUAGUUGAAGUGGACAUGUUUCAUUACCAUAACACUUAAGUUUCUGUAAAAACUCUUAAAUGUUUUUAAAUAAACUUUUAUUCACUCAUGAUGCAUCAUCUUAAGCAGGGUUUCCCAAAGUCGGUCCUGGGGCCACGCCCCGGGUGCACGUUUUGGUUUUUGUCCUAGCACUAUACAGCUGAUUUGAAAUAAUCAAAGCAAACGAGCUCCCAGAAAAAUCAGAACCAUUACCUUAAACAUGUAGGCAUGAAUGGGCUUUAGUGAUGUGGUCAAUUGUUUGAUGACUCAUAAUGGCUAAGGGCCUCAUUACCAAAACAAAUGUCUCAAUAAAUAUGGGGUGUAAAAACCCUGUUUAAAUUACUUUUAAGCCACGAUCAUCAGUUUGUGUUUCAGCAAAGAGCAACCCCACCACAAAGGAGAAUAUCCCCAAUUUUGACGUGUUCCUGUUUUUCACACUUACCUAUACUGUUGUUUAAUAUCCCAAGACAGUUGUCGUUGCACGUUUUUAGAUGCUUUAUAGGCAUAUUGUGUUAUGCCGUUUGCCCAUAGGAUCCCAUUCAAUCCAAAGAUACAUCUUUAAUAAAAUGUACAACCACAAAUAUCCACGUCCAAAUACACCAAUAUUACCUGUAAAAGACCUUGGAGAAGUAUUUUUUUGCAGUUACGUUUAAGUCCGCUUUUGAAAAUGCAUGCAUAUAAUUACAGUACUUAUAUUGAAAUAAGUGCUAUUUUAGUACUAUGCAAGGAUUAUUUGGGAUUAACAAAUGAUGAAACUGAUUUGUUGGGUUACUGAAUCUCUGGUAGAGAUCAGUACAGGUUUUUCAAUGGCAAAUUAUGCAACACUAAUUUCCGAAACGCGGAAAUAUUAGGACACAUUUAUGCAAUUGUGUCUUAAUCUGAUGUGUACGUAAAAGAAAUAAAACAAUUUGAAUGUAUACAAAAUGUAUUGAUUCAAAAAGGUUGUUACUGUAAUAUUUCCCGAAAUACAUUUUAAAUGUUUAACUCAGGCCUUUUCAUUAGCGAAGCAAUGGUAAAAAUAUUAUACAUUUAUUUGUUUUACUUUUUGGGAGUUUAAAAAGUGUUGCGGUAAUGAAAAUUGUUGCAUUGGUAGUUGUAAAACGCAUUAUCUGAUCAAAAAACAAGACUAAUUAUGAGAUAGGAAAGUACAUGUCCUCUUGGAUCACCGAGAUUAGGAUAUUUAUUUUUUAAAUGUCAGUUUCAUGAGAAUGACCUUAACAGUGCCUUCAGAAAGUAUUCACACCCCUUGGGAUUUUCCACAUUUUGUUGUGUUAUAAAGUGGGUUUAAAAUAUUUAUUUGUAUUUUUUUGUCAACGAUCUGUCAAAGUGGAAGUAAAAUUCUAACGUAUGUAAAAACAA